Cyclopterus lumpus (lumpfish) is the source of this 3812-nucleotide messenger RNA. RefSeq names its product RAD54 like (gene rad54l). The transcript has 18 exons. Gene Ontology annotation, biological process: double-strand break repair via synthesis-dependent strand annealing; reciprocal meiotic recombination. The record is from RefSeq and is a predicted model, not a curated record. Gene Ontology annotation, molecular function: ATP-dependent chromatin remodeler activity; DNA translocase activity; ATP binding. NCBI's taxonomy places the organism in Eukaryota, Metazoa, Chordata, Actinopteri, Perciformes, Cyclopteridae. Gene Ontology annotation, cellular component: nucleus. Bases 329 to 2551 code for a protein of 740 amino acids.
AGACUUGCCGUAGUGCAACAACAUUUAGCGCGAAAUUGAAUACCGACCGGAAUAAAGCUAAACAUGCCAAACUAAUGCUAUUAUAAACAUUCUACGGGACUAAUAUCCCCCUCGGUGACUAUGAUAACUCACUGGUAAUGUCUAUCGGUAUUAUAAGUCAGUUCGUGCUUUAAAUAAGAGUAAAACAAGGAGCACAGACAUGAGCGCCUCGGCAGAGCAGCUAGCGUCAGCUGCUGGUGGGUAACUAGGGCUGAGUUAGCUUCACAUGCUAGCAACACGGGCAGCGGAGGAGCCCCCACUUCACAGCCGCGCAUAGGAAACAACGGCAAUGAGAAGGAGUCUUGCACCCAGUCAGGUGGCCAAACGGAAGCAACCAGGGGAUUCCUGUGAGGAUGAGGACUGGACACAGACAACCGAGAAAAGAAGAAAAGGUUGUGAGGAGAGGCGAGAGAGCCACAUUUCUCCCUUCAGAAAGCCUCUGACACCGCUGAACAAGCCACCCCAGUGUAUGGAUGGGGACAAACAUGAGGCGUUUAUUCGCAGUAUCCUCUCCAAGCCAUUUAAAAUCCCCAUUCCUAAUUACACAGGCUCACUGGGAAUCAGGGCACUCGGCCUGAAGCGUGCAGGUGUGAGGAAAGCACUUCACGAUCCCUUCACAGAAGACGCUCUGGUCCUUUACGAGCCCCCAACUCUGAGCGCUCACGACCUGAUCAAAGCUGAAAAAGAUAAACUUCCAGUCCAUGUCGUUGUGGAUCCAGUUUUAGGAAAAGUGCUCAGACCCCAUCAGAGAGAGGGGGUGAAGUUCCUGUGGGAGUGCGUGACGGGAAGACGCAUCUCCGAUUCGUACGGCUGCAUCAUGGCCGAUGAGAUGGGCCUGGGGAAGACCUUACAGUGCAUCGCCCUCAUGUGGACCCUGUUGCGCCAAAGCCCCGACGUUAAGCCGGAGAUAGACAAGGUCAUUGUGGUAUCCCCUUCCAGUCUGGUUCGCAACUGGUACAAUGAAGUAGGAAAGUGGCUGGGAGGACGCGUGUCACCGGUGGCCAUUGACGGAGGUUCAAAGGAUGAGAUCGACAGACAACUAGUGAACUUCAUCUCUCAGCACGGUUUGAGAAUACCAACCCCGAUCCUGAUCAUUUCAUAUGAGACAUUUCGACUGCACGCCGGGGUUCUGCACAAGGGCAAGGUCGGAUUGGUCAUCUGCGACGAGGGCCAUCGGCUGAAGAACUCUGACAACCAGACAUACCAGGCUCUAAAUGCCAUGAGUGCUAAGAGGAGAGUCCUGAUAUCGGGAACUCCCAUCCAGAACGACCUGCUGGAGUACUUCAGCCUGGUCCACUUUGUUAAUGCUGGGAUCCUUGGUACAGCCCAGGAGUUUAAAAAGCGGUUUGAGCUUCCCAUCCUCAAGGGUCGAGAUGCAGAUGCUAGUGGUAAAGACAGAGAGACAGGAGAGGGGAAACUCAAGGAGCUGAUCAGCAUCGUCAACAGGUGCUUGAUAAGGAGAACAUCCGAUAUCUUGUCAAAAUAUCUUCCUGUGAAAAUCGAGCAGGUUGUGUGUUGCAGGCUGACUCCUCUGCAGUCGGAGCUCUAUAAGCACUUCCUGCGGCAGGCGAAACCCAUUGAGACGUUACAAGAGGGCAAAAUAAAUGUCUCCUCCCUGUCCUCCAUCACAUCACUCAAGAAACUGUGCAAUCACCCGGCUCUCAUCUAUGAGAAGUGUGUGGAGAGGGCAGAGGGCUUUGAGGGGGCACUGGAUCUGUUCCCACCCGGUUACUGCACUAAGGCUGUGGAGCCUCAGCUGUCUGGGAAAAUGCUGGUUCUUGACUACAUUCUGGCGAUGACUAGGACUACAUCUAGUGACAAGGUGGUGCUUGUCUCCAAUUACACUCAAACACUGGACCUCUUUGAAAAGCUUUGCAGAUCUAGAAGAUAUCUCUAUGUUCGUCUGGAUGGCACAAUGUCCAUUAAGAAAAGAGCCAAGAUUGUAGAAAGAUUCAACAGUCCAUCUAAUCCAGAGUUCAUCUUUAUGCUGAGCAGCAAGGCUGGUGGGUGUGGCCUGAAUCUGAUCGGUGCUAAUCGCCUCGUCAUGUUUGAUCCGGACUGGAACCCGGCCAAUGACGAGCAGGCGAUGGCACGUGUGUGGAGAGACGGCCAGAAGAAGACCUGCUAUAUCUACAGACUGCUCUCUACCGGGACGAUCGAGGAGAAGAUCCUCCAGCGGCAGGCCCACAAGAAAGCCCUAAGCAGCUGCGUGGUGGACGAGGAGCAGGACGUGGAGCGUCACUUCUCCCUCGGCGAACUCCGAGAACUCUUUACCCUCAACGAGGAGACCACCAGCGACACGCAUGACCGGUUUCGCUGUCGCCGCUGUGUGAACGGCAGGGAGGUCCGGCCUCCUCCAGACGACUCUGACUGUACCAGCAACCUCUCCCAGUGGAACCACUGCUUCGACAAGAAGGGUCUGAGGGACCAAGUGCUGAAAGCCUCCUGGGACGCUGCCGUUUCCUUCGUCUUCCACCAGCGCUCUCACGAGGACCAGAAGGGUGUCGUAUAGCGAGAAGAACUCAAAAGACUAUCACAGGACCACAUGCACUGGAUGUCCUGAUAUUUAUUUGUUAUUCUGUUGUAUUUUUUAAAAAUAAUUAAAGUAAAGGAGAAUAAUUUGUGUUGUAUCCAUCAUGAAUUCAGUCACCUCAUUUGUUUGGACCAGUAGUCCCGAUGUGCACGUCAAACUGUGGUGCAGGUUAGUUUCCCUACAUUAAAUUGGUUUUAAAGGGACCAUGACCAGUUUAAAACAUAAAUAUCACCAUUUGAUUGUAGCUUUAAGCUCAUUCACAUCUGUAGUCCCUUGGCAGCUCAAAUGCUGAUAUAUGAAUUGUAGAAUCAGAUGUAAAUGUUUAAGCGUUGUAGGUUUUUUUUCAUUGUUCCUGCACAAACUCAUCCAACACACAUCAUUUAACAAUACUAAUACUGCACAACAGUUCUACGUAAUUGAUGAGCAGCAACUGGCAGAGGAGGGGGACGUUUUGUAACAUUUUUAUGAAUGAAAUUUGCCUGCCAAUUUGUGGGUGGCUGAUUAUGCUAACGAUGAAAGGUGGCAUUCAAUUUACAACUCGUCUGUCUACUUAAGAGGUCAAAUAAAGGCUAAGUAACAUAAGAGCAUCUGUACUGGGCGGCAACCUCCGGUUCUGCUGAGUGACGCCAAUGCUGAAGUGUCUAAAAACAUGCAUUCUCUCUACUGACCACCAGGGGUGUCUCCUCUGGUUGUAUAGAAGUCUAUAUAAAAUGGUUCUACUUCUCUUGAUUUAUUCCCUCAGUACACAUUGUAGUCUUCUUCAAUACAGCAAUUGUAACGUGUUAAUCGCUUAAACAGUUUUUCAGCGCUCUGUUGUAGCUCCACCCUCUCAUGUCAAUUAUGGUUAAAAAACAACAAGAUGGCGACCCCCAAGAUACCAAACUCAGAGGCAUCAAAAGUGUAGUCCACAAACUAUCUAUCGUUAUGGUCACAAUACAUGUUUCACACUGGCCAUUGCCAAGUUAUCCAGGUGUAGUUUAGCUUAUUUUGACAGCUUCUGAGUUAAUAUAAUGUAUAUCUUUUUGAAACAAGGCAGUCAUCAGUAAUACAUGUUUAUGAUUUUAUCACUUUCUAUUAAGCCAUCAACUUUGCAGGUAUAGAUAUUUAUAUUGAGUCUCCGGUUUUAAAUUAUUAAUUGUUACUUAAGGAAUUUUAGUUAUGAAGGAGCAGCUCUAACACAAAGUUGUUAUUAACUGAUCUAGUAAAUAAUUUACGAACCAUUAAUAAAGUGAGAAAAGAA